UUCUUUGAUAGUCGUCCUUUAAGAUUAAUCAAAUCAUUCACAACCAGUAUUCACAACAGUCGAUAGAAAUGUUUAACUAGAGCUGGUAAAAGCGUUGAGAGUAGAUUACCUCAUCUAUUCUCACAAUCAGUGACGAGAGUAGUAAAAUGAUCCGACUAAUUUUCAACGUCACACCAAUCAGACAAUAUCAGAUCCCUCGUUUCAGUAAUAAUAUUGUAUCCAUAACGUGGAGACGUGGUAAAUCAACAAUGCCGUUACCAUUGGUAGCAGUUUGUCAAAUGACUGCCACUGGGGAUAGAGAAAAAAACUUCACCAUAGUAUCCGAUCUUGUUUCUCAGGCAAAACAGAGUAACGCCUGCAUAGCUCUAUUUCCAGAGGCUUGUGAUUACUUGGCUGAAACUAAAAAGGAUAUAGUAGCUAUGGCCGAACCUCUAGAAGGAGAAUUGGUGAACCGCUACAAAUGUUUAGCUAAAGACAACAAUAUCUGGUUAUCUCUGGGUGGUAUUCAUGAAAAAUUUGAUGACAGCUCUACCAAAAUUUAUAAUACACAUGUUUUAAUAAAUAAUGACGGUGAAAUGAUGGGAGCAUAUCGGAAGAUUCAUUUGUUUGAUAUGGACAACCAAGAUACGGGAGUUAGAUUGAUGGAAUCUGACUACGUUAAUCAAGGUUGUGAAAUAAUACCGCCCAUAUCAACUCCAGUAGGGCUUAUGGGCUUGAGUAUUUGCUACGAUAUGCGAUUCCCUGAAUUAUCUUUGAUGCUGAGAAAAAUGGGAGCUCAAAUUCUGACGUUUCCAUCUGCAUUUACGUAUCAAACUGGUGCUGCACAUUGGGAGAUUAUCCUACGGGCUAGAGCUAUAGAAACCCAAUGUUAUGUGAUAGCGGCGGCUCAGACAGGAUCGCAUAAUAAGAAACGUGCUAGCUGGGGGCACGCUAUGAUCAUCGAUCCUUGGGGUACGGUCAUAGCUCAAUGUGGUGACAAGACAGGUAUUGCACUGGCUGAAAUUGACUUGGAGUUAUUAAAUAGAGUCCGAAAAAACAUGCCUUGCGAAAAUCACAGACGCACAGACUUGUAUUCAGAAUUGAAACCUUUGAAGUAAGCAUUAAUAAAAACACCAAUCAAAUA
This is a messenger RNA of Athalia rosae (coleseed sawfly), 1123 nucleotides long. RefSeq names its product deaminated glutathione amidase (gene NitFhit). Gene Ontology annotation, molecular function: hydrolase activity, acting on carbon-nitrogen (but not peptide) bonds, in linear amides; bis(5'-adenosyl)-triphosphatase activity. Bases 147 to 1097 code for a protein of 316 amino acids. Lineage: Eukaryota; Metazoa; Arthropoda; Insecta; Hymenoptera; Athaliidae. Gene Ontology annotation, biological process: nucleobase-containing compound metabolic process. The transcript has 6 exons. The record is from RefSeq and is a predicted model, not a curated record.